Messenger RNA from Soboliphyme baturini, 1053 nucleotides. Lineage: Eukaryota; Metazoa; Nematoda; Enoplea; Dioctophymatida; Soboliphymatidae. The record is from the annotation of a GenBank genome assembly.
AUGUCGUUCGCUCUUGGCGGAAAAACCGUCUUCCCUUACAACCAGAGAGUGUUUUGGUGUCGAGACGAGUCGCUGUUAAAACCGAACUUACGACCACAUAAUUUCAUCGUGUACGUGUCGUACGAUGUGCUUUACUGCGUGUCGUUUAUAGUUCCAGCAUUUGUGAUUUUGAUUGGCGAGCUUAUGUUUUGGCUAUUUUCCACGAAACCAAGGAAAACUGUCUUAGCCAACUGCCGAGAAUGCAAAGUCCACCUGUUUGUCCGGCGGCUCCUGAGAUUUAUAAGUGUCUUUAUGUUCGGCAUGUUGAUCGUGUUUAUCUUCACACAGACCAUCAAGCUAAUGACCGGCUUCCAAAGGCCUUAUUUCCUCACUCUGUGUCAACCGAACUUUAACAGUUUCUGCCAGGCACCAUAUGAGGUCGCUCCUUAUCCUUCGCCAUACGCAGCGUGCUUGAACCAGGAUGAAAAUGAACUUAGAGUGGCCUCAUUGUCCUUUCCUUCACUUCACGCCGCUUUGUCAUCGUUCGCCGCAAUAUUCACAUCGUGCUACAUACAUUACAUGGUCAGUCUGCGAGGGGCACCGCUUCUGCGUCCGUUUUUAAUCUUUGGAUUUCUCGGAAUGUGCAUGAUCGCCAGCUUCGCUCCAGUUCAAGGCUACAAGAACCACUGGGUGGAUGUGUGGUUUGGAUGGCUGUUGGGCGGAAUCACGGCCAUUUAUCUGUGUCACAACGUGCUGUGCUUCCAAGAGCUGUACAGCUUGGUUGAAGUAGAAGAGACUAUGGUGCCUCAGGAAAGAAUUUCACCCUUCUUCUCUUGGUUUAGAUUGCCAAGAGUUCACGCUAAGGAACCUGCCUACAGCGUAUACGGAGAAGACACGAUUCAACAAUUACCUACUUCAGACAGCGGAACACAGCUAAGAAAUCGAACUGAGUCUCGGCCACGUGACAACCAGCGGACAUAUGAAGUGACUACCACCACGGAAUCUUUCCAGCGGACAAUCGUACCUCCGCAGAGUGGAAUAUCAAAUUUAAAUAAUUUAAAUCUUAACUAUUAA